UUCCAGUUUACGAAGGUGAGAAGACUGAUCUUUGAUGUCUUGUGACGGUCAUGCCAGAGACCAACUACACCUUUAAGGUCACCGCCAGAUAUAAAGUUCCGGAGAUUGACAGCGAGGAGGCUGUCUUUAACCUGUCCGUCGGAGCAGGAAUACCAUUCUUCAAGGGGGAACCAGCGUGGGAUGACGAGGAAGACAUGACACAGGAGCGAGACAAGGAGCACGCCAUCAUUCUUGACACGACCACCUUCAGUAACGACAAUGGCCGCGUCAGGAGGUACGAGAUACGGCUGUCGGAGGGCUGUGAACACAAGUUACAUGAGAAGUUACUUAGCAAUGGAUCUGCCAUUGACUUACGUCCCAGGGUGAAGUUUGUCAUCGGUGACUUAGAGCAGUGCAGUAUGUGUGAUAACCCACCUCUCAAGCCCAGUACACAGUACUCCUACCGCGUCCGCAUUUCCACCUCCAGUGCCUUCAAUGAGUCUGAGUGGAAGUGUUUCAGAACCGUUGGUAAGUUGUAUAACACGAAUGGCUUUGUAUUUUUCUCAUGCAAUAGUAAGUUGUGGAUGCACCUGUGAGUGGAAGAUGUAGAUAUGCCUGACGGGAAGUUGUGUGGAGUCACUACAGAGGAGUGGACAGUAUCCCGGGGCGCUCUCUACAGUUCUCUGUAGCAAUGAGUGCUGAGUUAAGCUGCUACAAUGCUGACUUAGCAGACAAUACCUAGGUAUCCCCCACUUCUGUUGUUAAGACCAUAUUGAUCCAAAUAUUCAGGUCUCAGUACGAGAGAAUUCGCAGACUCCCGGUGGUCUCAAAGCACCCGUAUAAAACAUUAUGUAUUUAGAUCCAAUACCUACAUAUAUAGGCAGCACCAACCUUACACCAGACAGUGUGACAGUGGUAGCAGGUGUGGCUGCAC
Molecule: messenger RNA, 913 nt
Organism: Procambarus clarkii (red swamp crayfish)
Lineage: Eukaryota; Metazoa; Arthropoda; Malacostraca; Decapoda; Cambaridae
Source: RefSeq, a predicted model, not a curated record